AUGCGUUUUAUUUUAAUUGGUUCUGCGCUUGUGUGUUUUGCAAUAAGUUUCAAACUCGAUUUGUCUGACCCUGACUAUAAUAUUGGUGGAACAGUUAAAAAAGGUUGGGAACCAUUACGUGAUUUGUUUCAAGAAAACUUCGAAAACGAGCUCGAUUUGGGUGCGUCUUUAGCCAUUUACCACCAAGGAGAACUUGUUGUGGAUUUAUGGGGCGGGUGGUUUGAUGAACAGAAAACUAAGCCUUAUGAUAAUGAUACACUACAACUCGUAUUUUCCACAUCAAAAGGCCUCGUUGCAACGGCUGUUGCUCUUUGUGUACAACGUCAUUUAUUGAACUAUACCGAUAUGGUUACAAAAUAUUGGCCAGAGUACGGACAAAAUGGCAAGGAAAAUACAACAGUGGCCGAUAUCAUGUCACAUAGAGCUGGACUACCUGUACUGAGUAAUACUAAUAUGUCAGUUGACGAUUAUUUAGAUUGGUAUUCAAUGAUCCACGCAUUGGAGAAGCACCGCCCAUACUGGGUGCCGGGCACGCAACAUGGUUAUCAUGCACUUACCUAUGGAUGGUUAGCUGGUGAACUUGUUAGACGCGUUGAUACAAAACAAAGAACUUUAGGACAGUUCAUCCGAGACGAAAUUUCAAAACAGACACAAAGCGAAUUUUAUAUUGGAUUACCUGAAGAAUACGAACGUCGUGUGUCACCACUCGUCAUGAAACCCUCAGAACAGCAAGUGUUGAAUGCGGAAAAUAAUUUAUUACUGCAAGCAUUAACGGAAGAUCCUUUAGCAGGAUUGCUUGAAUUUAAUGAUCCGAAAGUACACCGAGCUGAGAUUCCAGCGGGGAAUGGGAUAACAAAUGCUCGAUCCCUAGCUCGAAUCUAUGCAUCGUUGAUUGGUGAUUCAAAUAAUUCAAAACAAUUAUUAAAUGCGAUGAUCUUAAAACAGGCAACGAAAUCAAAUACACCUGAAAACGAACUAGAUCAAAUUUUUAAUACACCGACUACAUUUGGAAUGGGUUUCCAGACCUAUGGACCAGUGUUUAACCUAUUGGGACCAGGAACAUUUGGCCAUAAUGGUGCUGGUGGCAGUAUAGGUAUGGCUUCUCCACCCCUCAAUCUCUCAUUUGCCUAUGUUAUGAAUCGGCUCGACCGCGAAUCUUCAUCAGCCAUCGAUCCUCGAAUUAAGCCAAUCAUAGACAAAAUUAGUUUAAUCGUACACAAUCAAGACUAA
Didymodactylos carnosus is the source of this 1230-nucleotide messenger RNA. Lineage: Eukaryota; Metazoa; Rotifera; Eurotatoria; Philodinida; Philodinidae. The record is from the annotation of a GenBank genome assembly.